AUGCAGUGCGCCCGCCCGCUGCGCGUCGCCGUCAUCGGCGGCGGCGUCUCCGGCUGCACGCUCGCCCACGCACUCAAGGAGGAGGUCGCCGCGGGCCGCGUCGCCACGACGCUCUUCGAGAUGGGCCGCGGCGGCGGCGGCCGGUCGGCGACGCGGAAGACGCGCGACGACGGCCGCGUCGCCAUCAGCCACGGCGCGCCGAGCUUCAAGGUCACGACGCACAAAUUCCGCGCGCUGCUCGACGGCCUGCCCGCCGGCACGACGGUGCCGCUCCCGAAGCCCGUGGGCGCGCUCGUCGGCGACGCCUUCGAGCCCGACGGCGACGACCGCCGCGCGGGCGCCGGCGGCGCGGCCGCGCUCUGCGACGCGCUCCUGCGCGACUCCGGCGCGGACCCGAGGUUUCGAUCCAUGGUCCGGGGCAUCGAGCGCACCGGCGACGGCGCCUGGGCCCUGCGCGGGACGGACGGCGCCGAGCUCGGGCGCUUCGAUUGGCUCGCGGUGUCCGGGAGCGGCGUCGCGCACGACCGCUGGACGGCGACGUUCGGCGGCGAGCCGCCUCUGAAGGCCGCCGCGGCCUCCCUCGGCGACGCGGCGCUCGACGCGGCCAUCGCCGCCGUGAACGGGGUCGCGUCGAAACCCGUCAUGGCGGUGAUGUUGGCGUUCGACGGCGCGGCGGCCAAGUCGUGGGCCGCGCUGCCCUGGAGCAAGGCCGCGGUCGACGGCGACGCCGUGCUCUCGCGCGUCGUCGUCGAGCGCGUCUCCGACGACGUGACGAACGUCGUCCUCCACUCGACGCACGCCUUCGCGGAAAAGAACAGGGACGUCUAUGGCGCGACGUCCACCGCCGCUCGCAUCGGUGGCGCGUUGAGCGACGCGUCGCGCGAGGAGGCGCUCGUCGCCGCGCUGCUUUCCAGCGCCGAGGCGCGCCUCGCGGCCUUCGACGCCGCGCUCGCGGGCCCGUUCUACGGGCCCCACCUCCACCGCUGGGGCAGCGCGUUCCCGGCCGGCGUCCUCGUGCCGCCGGACGCGGCCGUCGUGCCGUCCGCGCGCGUCGUCUUCCUGGGCGACUACGUCGACACGGGCCGCGCGGGCACGCUCGAGGGCGCCGCGCUCUCGGGCCUCGCCGCGGCGGAGGCGCUCGUCGACGCCGCGGCCGCCGCGUAG
Molecule: messenger RNA, 1164 nt
Organism: Aureococcus anophagefferens
Lineage: Eukaryota; Pelagophyceae; Pelagomonadales; Pelagomonadaceae
Exons: 1
Coding region: 1-1164 (387 amino acids)
Molecular function (GO): oxidoreductase activity
Source: RefSeq, a predicted model, not a curated record